This is a messenger RNA of Penicillium angulare, 516 nucleotides long. RefSeq lists its product as uncharacterized. The coding region runs from base 1 to 516 and encodes 171 amino acids. The transcript has 3 exons. NCBI's taxonomy places the organism in Eukaryota, Fungi, Ascomycota, Eurotiomycetes, Eurotiales, Aspergillaceae. The record is from RefSeq and is a predicted model, not a curated record. Gene Ontology annotation, molecular function: flavin adenine dinucleotide binding; oxidoreductase activity, acting on CH-OH group of donors.
AUGACUGUGACUUACACCGAAGAUAUGCUCGCUGGUGACCUUCUCUCGGGAGACUCAAUAGAUGCGUUCUUGGGCUUCCAAUAUGAUUACCUCAUUCUAGGCGGGGGUACUGCAGGCCUGGUAGUUGCAGCUCGACUCAGUGAAGACCCAAGCGUGAAUGUUGGGGUGAUUGAAGCUGGACAAGACCAGAGGAGCAAUCCAAUGGUGACGUGCCCUGCCUUUAGCCCUCAGAUGAUUGGUCGACCUGAGUAUGACUGGCUACAUAAAACAAUCCCGCAACGAGGGAAUGGUGGUAAAGUCCACGCACAAUGCAGAGGAAAGAUGGUAGGCGGAUCAAGCGCCAUCAACGCGAUUCAGCUCAUGUACGUACGAGGUUCGCGUGCCGACUACGAUAAUUGGUCUGCCUUUGGAAAAGGUUGGUCAUGGGCAGAAAUAUCGCCAUAUUUUACAAAGCAUGAAGCGCUAGAUGGCACGAACACCCGUACCAAAGAAGACAAGCCUUUUAUGCCAUUUUAA